Teleopsis dalmanni is the source of this 732-nucleotide messenger RNA. Its product is annotated as 14-3-3 protein gamma-2-like. NCBI's taxonomy places the organism in Eukaryota, Metazoa, Arthropoda, Insecta, Diptera, Diopsidae. The record is from RefSeq and is a predicted model, not a curated record. The transcript has a single exon. The coding region runs from base 1 to 732 and encodes 243 amino acids.
AUGACGUCCAAGGAAGAGCUCGCGGCCAAAGCAACAACAGCUGCCGCCUCUGGCGACUUUGAGAAGGCAUUGGCUCAUAUGAAAACUCUGGUGGAUCUUGGUGAGGGUUUGACAAAAAGAGAAAUAAUGCUAUUGUUCAGAUGUCAUCUAGCAUACUUUCAUAUACAGCGAUCGCAAUUGGAAUCCAUACGGUCAGUUGCUCAAAAAUGUUUUAAUCACAAAUUCCGAGGUGAGUUGGCAGAUUCUUAUAAAGAGCAGAAAAUCCUGCUAAGAGAUGAAUGCUUUUGCAUGGUAAAUUUUCUUAAUAAGAAACUGUGCAAAGUCGUUGAUGACAUGGAAGUGCUAGUCACUGCCAAGGAAAUAGUGGGCAAUUGUUAUUGGUACUUACAAUCUAUAAGUGACAUGAUUGAUCGCCACUCAUAUGGCAUAUACGCAUUAGAGGCAUAUCGUGAUGGUUUCAUUUUAGCUGAGAACUUAUCACCAACUCAUGCAAUUCGUUUAUCCUUUGUUUUAAAUUAUUCGCAAUAUUUGGAAGAAAACACACAGUUUACUGAUGUCGCAGAGUCAAUAGUACGUGAUCUCUAUACAAAGGCAACCAAAAUUGCAUCUAAAAAGAAUUCUCCUCCAUUAGAAAACAAUGCACAAGCGUUUCUGCAUCGCUUGAAGAGCUCCAUCGAAAGUUUUGAUUUGAAAAAUUCGCUUACUGUAGAUGUCUUUGAUUCACUAAAAUGA